Lacerta agilis (Sand lizard) is the source of this 1611-nucleotide messenger RNA. RefSeq names its product inhibitor of DNA binding 4, HLH protein (gene ID4). Gene Ontology annotation, biological process: cell differentiation; circadian regulation of gene expression; negative regulation of transcription by RNA polymerase II. Bases 224 to 712 code for a protein of 162 amino acids. Lineage: Eukaryota; Metazoa; Chordata; Lepidosauria; Squamata; Lacertidae. The transcript is spliced from 3 exons. Gene Ontology annotation, molecular function: transcription regulator activity; protein dimerization activity. Gene Ontology annotation, cellular component: cytoplasm; nucleus. The record is from RefSeq and is a predicted model, not a curated record.
UUUUAUUUUUAUUUUAUUUUUACACGGUUCUUAAUUUUCUCCCGCUGCUUCCUGUUUUUCUCCCUCCCCCUCGUCGCGCACCCCGUUUGCAAAACCCGGACUCUCCGUUGUUUUGAUUUGCCCACCGCUGCAUCGCCUCUUGUCUUGCUUGCACUGCGGGUGGGAGCUGCUUGGCUCGGGUGCCCCGAGGGCUCUGCCCGCCCGCCUGCUUUUCUUUUGCACCAUGAAAGCGGUGAGUCCCGUGCGACACCCCAGCAGGAAGGCGCUGGCGGGCUGCUGUUGCGGAGGAGGAGGAGGAGGAGGAGGCGACGGAGGUGGCGGCGAUCUGGCUCUGCGUUGCCUAGCCGAGCACGGCUGCUACAAGGGGAGCCCGUCUGCGGGCGAGGAGCCGGCGGCGCUGUGCCUCCAGUGCGAUAUGAAUGACUGUUACAGCCGCCUCCGGAAGCUGGUGCCCACCAUCCCGCCCAACAAGCGGGUCAGCAAAGUGGAGAUCUUGCAGCAUGUUAUCGACUACAUCCUCGACCUGCAGCUGGCCCUCGAGACGCACCCGGCGCUGCUUCGGCAACAGCAGCAGCAGCAGCAGCCGCUGCCGCCUCCCCCGCUGCACCCGGCCAGCUACCCGGCAGGGCCUCCCAGGACCCCGCUCACGGCGCUCAACAGCGACCCGGCUGGGGCUGUUAAUAAGCCAGGGGACAGUAUUCUGUGCCGCUGAACUGCACUUGCAAGGUGUGCAGCAGGCAGAUCCUGAGCCAGAGAAGCAGAAAGAAAGACACAUUAGAGAGGGAGGGGGGAAAAGAAAGAAAGAAAAUGUCAGCCACUGGGCAGAAGGAAAAAUAAUAAUGAAUCAACUACUCCAGAAUUCUUUCCAUACUUCCUUUAGAAAAAAGAGAAACAAGAGAGAGAGAGAAAAAAUCACAACUUUGCACGUUCAUAGCAUUUUACACACAUGUCUCUUAACUCUUUUGUUUUAGAUCAGAUGUGAAUUGUACACUUGUCUGGGAGGGAGGGGGAUUUAAAUCUUCAGCAUACGUAAGUGUGGCCCUUCUGUUGAUAGAAGAUCAAGGGCAAAUCAGAGUUUAGAAGUAUAACUUUAAUGCGCUGAGCAGCUGAAAACUGAAGCUUUACUAAUCUACCAGAGGUGUUGUAGAUAACUUUUGUUUUGACAUCUAUUGUUUAAAAUAGAUGAUUUUAUUGUUUCCUCAGGGACUUUCUUCUCCCUGCAGGAGUGUUACAUAUUGUAUAGAUUAAAAAAAAAAAGUGACAUUUCAUACUAUGUAUAUAGAGAGAGGUUCUAUAAGUGUGAGAAAAGUAUAUGCUUUAAUAGACCUACUGUAAUUAUAAAAUAUUUUUAAUUAAAUAUUUUUUUGUAAAUAUUAUAAAGCUGUGUAUGUUUUUUUUUAAAAUCUGUGGGAAGAUUUCUUUAGGAAAACUGUUUCUGGCUUAAGUGCAGAACUGCUGAUGAUGAAAAUAUGUUGGAUGUCAAGGGGGGUGUCUCUGUUCCUUUCCUCCCCCCCUCCCCCCCCCUUUAGAUUCAGAAACCACAGCUGUAGGUAGAGUUGGUCCUGCAUGAAUGCAUGAGAUGUCUAACCACAAAUAAACUUGUUGAGUCCA